UUUUUUUUUCCGAAAGUGAGUUACUAAGUUAUUUUUUAGUUAAUGCAUUCAACAAAAAGUUUUUAUUUUUGGGCGGUACACAUUUGAAAUCCACUAUAAUUAACAAGGCUCGUAUGCAUCAUUCUGGUUACCUGUUUAGAAUGACAGAUAAUGUUAGCAUCUUUAAUGAAAGGGAGAUCCGGAAAGCCAAAAACGGCGAGAGGGUUCAGUUUCUUAGAAAAGGAUAUUCGCAUUGGGCUUUGUAUGUAGGACAAGAUUUAGUUGUUCAUCUCUGGAAUCCACAUAUUUCCCUGCUAGGAGUUAUCACAACAUUAGUCUGGUGGUCUACAGCCGUUUCAGUUCGACAGGAUAACUAUAGGGCAGUUGAAAGGGGCAGCAGAAUUAAGAUCAACAGAAGCAUGGAUAAAUAUUUAACACCACUCCCAGAAAAUACAAUUUUAGAAAAUGCAAAUAGAAGCCUAGCAGCCAAUGAAUGUGGUUACAAUGCCUUCUUAUACAACUGUGAACAUUUUGUGAAUAAAUGCAGAUUUGGAUUUUGGAGAUACAACUUCUUGAGUAGUGAACAGAUUCUCGCGCUACCUUUUAUCUUCAGCUGCUUUCUAUUAGCUACCGAGGUUUUCUUAGUAAGGCAGUUCAUUUCAUAUGAAAAUAUUAUAGUGCUUGUAUUUGCUAGCGUUAUCUAUAUCUGUAGAUUACAAUUGUUAGCUUUAUUAAACUGGUUUAGUAAGAUCAUUAUACAUUUUUUAAGGUAGUCUUCGGACAAUGAUGCUAUUGGCUUUCCAUGCAUUUAUGAACAAUGAAAAAUAUAUGGAUAUAUCCUGCUCACUUUUCAAAGUACAAAUUUGUAUGCUCCACAUAAGUGGACUGCAAAUUCUUAAUAUUCUUAAUCUUUGAAUUUAGAAGACCUAGAACCAGUCAAAUUCCUAAGCACAUGGAAUAUUUAACUAGUUAUAAACUAUUUCUGUGUUAUGUUCUCGUACAUGACCUUUGUAACUAUUAAAUAAACCCAAAAUAAUGACAAUCAUAAAGUGGCAGAAAUAUCCGUGUAUUGUGAUAAAAUUUAAAAUACAACCAUGUUAUAGUAAAAAUAUAUAUGACUCGAGUUAUGUGAUACAUUUAUAUAUCAUAAAAUCUAUAUUAUUAAUGUGAUAUAAGCAAUAAACUUUUUACAACUUAAAUAGCAAUAAAAAUGAUUUUAUUAGGUUACAUGAAUACUUUAGUCUUUACAUAUUUAUUACCAUAUAUGCUGAUGUAAAGGAUAUGAAGCUUUGUGUAAUAUUGUGC
This is a messenger RNA of Biomphalaria glabrata, 1284 nucleotides long. Its product is annotated as phospholipase A and acyltransferase 3-like. Gene Ontology annotation, molecular function: glycerophospholipid phospholipase A1 activity; A2-type glycerophospholipase activity. Gene Ontology annotation, cellular component: cytoplasm. Gene Ontology annotation, biological process: N-acylphosphatidylethanolamine metabolic process. Bases 114 to 752 code for a protein of 212 amino acids. NCBI's taxonomy places the organism in Eukaryota, Metazoa, Mollusca, Gastropoda, Planorbidae. The record is from RefSeq and is a predicted model, not a curated record. The transcript has 5 exons.